CCCCCCGCACGGCGUUCAGGGGCCGGAGAUCUCCGUCAGCCGCCCCGACCUCUCUUCGUCUUCAUCGUCUCGUUCUCUCGCCUCUCCCAACUUUCUCUGAGGUUCCCUCUUUCCCCGCUCCCUCGCUCGUCCUCUGACUGGAGGGGGGUCCUGAUCGGAGGGGGGGGGGGUCACUGAUACAGACUCCAUAAGGAACGGACAGCCGGGCAGGAGUGGAGAAUCUGCGGAGGACUCGUGUCUCUCUCUUCCUCUUCCUCCUUCUUUCUCUCCGCCUCUCUAUUUAUUUAUUUGCACUUGUUUUGCCCUGGCACACUCCUCCCCCCAUCCCUCUAUCUCUACCCAUGCAUUUCCACCCCCGUCCCCAUCCCAGCUCCCCCACCUCCCCCAACAGCAAGAGAUAAUGUGACCUUCUGCCAAAGAGCUGGAACCCAUGACUCUCUCCCAGCAGCCCUGCAAUACUGAAAUAGACUCAAACAAGUGAGGACAGAGAGAGUGUGUGAGAGGGAGGGAAGACAGAGGGAGAGAGAGAGGGGGAGAGAGAGAGAGGGAGGGAGGGAAGAGAGGGAGCGUGAAAAAACAAAAAAGGAAGGUAGAAGCCACAGACGAGGAAUGCGUCUUCGGGAGACCGGGCUGGAUGCGGAGAGCGGACGCAGGUCGUAGGUGGCUGAGAUGGGAGUUCCUUUAGGGCGGUUGAGCGCCUCCCUGUGGCCGUUGCUGCUACAGCUGCUCUGCGCUGCCCCCUGCUGCCUGGGCCGGCCGUUCGCGCCGCCGCCGCCGCCCGCGGUCAACGUGGCGGUGGUGUUCAGCGGCUCCGCCUACCAGACGGAGAUCAAGGGCCGGCUGAGCCGGGAGAACUUCCUGGACCUGCCGCUGGAGGUGAACCCCAUCACGGUGCUGGUGAACAACACCAACCCUCGCACGCUGCUCACGCGCGUGUGCGACACGCUGGCCUCCAGCCGCGUGCACGGCGUCGUCUUCGAGGACAACGUGGGCUCCGAGGCGGUGGCGCAGAUGCUGGACUUCAUCUCCGUGCAGACGGGCGUGCCCAUCGUGGGCAUCAGCGGUGGGUCCGCCGUGGUGCUGCCGUACAAGGGCGAGGGGUCAGCCUUCCUCCAGCUGGGCUCGUCCAUCGAGCAGCAGGUCAACGGGAUGUUCAAGGUGAUGGAGGAGUACAACUGGGACAACUUUGCCGUCAUCACCAGCCUGUACCCCGGGUACGAGGCCUACGUGGACUACAUCCGCUCCUUCACCGACACCAGCUACUUCCUGUGGGACCUGCAGGACGUGCUGACCUUCGACAUGUCGGAGGGGAUGAGCGACAUCCGGGCGCGGCGGGUGCUGCAGCAGGUGGACGCGCAGGUGCUGCUGGUGUACUGCUCGCACGACGAGGCGCGCUUCCUGUUCCGCAUGGCCGCCGACGUGGGCCUGGUGGGGCCCGGCUACAUCUGGAUGCUGCCCGGCGUGGCGGUGGGGAACCCGGACCUGCCCCCCCCCGACAGCUUCCCCGUGGGCCUCAUCAGCAUCAUCACCGCCCGCUGGAAGCUCAGCCUGAGGAAGAGGGUGCGGGACGGGGUGGCCAUCGUGGUCAAGGGCGUGCAGAGCUUCCGCAAGUACCAGGGGCCCCUCCCGGAUGAGCACGCAGACUGCCGCGGGGGCCCCCGGGCCCCCAGCAACAACACGCUCUUUAGGCAUAUGCUGAACGUGUCCUGGGAACACAAGGACUUCUCCUUCAACAGCGAUGGUUACCUGAGCAACCCGUCCAUGGUCGUCAUCACCCUGGACCGCGAGCGCCAGUGGGACAAGGUGGGGGACUUCGCCUCAGGGAUCCUGCAGAUGCGCUACCCGGUCUGGCCGCGGUUUGGGAGGUACCUGGAGGCGGUGUCGGAUAACCGGCACCUGACGGUGGCCACGCUGGAGGAGCGGCCCUUCGUCAUCGUGGAGAGCGUGGACUCGGCCACCGGCACCUGCGGCAGCAACACUGUGCCCUGCCGCCGGCAGUCCAACAAGACCGAGGCCAUCGUGGGCCACACGGAGCCGUACACCAAGUUGUGCUGCAAGGGCUUCUGCAUCGACAUCCUGAAGAAGCUCUCGCGCAACAUCAAGUUCUCCUACGACCUGUACCUGGUCACCAACGGCAAGCACGGCAAGCGGGUCCGCGGCACCUGGAACGGGAUGAUCGGAGAGGUGGUCUACAAGCGAGCCGACAUGGCCAUCGGGUCCCUGACCAUUAACGAGGAGCGCUCCGAGAUCAUCGACUUCUCCGUCCCCUUCGUGGAAACGGGGAUCAGCGUGAUGGUCGCCAGGAGCAACGGCACCGUCUCCCCCUCUGCGUUUUUGGAGCCCUACAGCCCGGCUGUGUGGGUGAUGAUGUUCGUCAUGUGUCUGACGGUGGUGGCCGUCACUGUCUUCGUCUUCGAAUACUUCAGCCCUGUGGGAUACAACCGCAGCCUCGUCAGUGCCAAAGAUCCAGGGGGCCCCACCUUCACCAUCGGGAAGUCAGUCUGGCUGCUCUGGGGCAUCGUCUUCAACAACUCCGUCCCCAUCGAGAACCCCAAGGGCACCACCAGCAAGAUCAUGGUGCUGGUGUGGGCCUUCUUCGCCGUCAUCUUCCUCGCCAGCUACACCGCCAACCUGGCAGCCUUCAUGAUCCAGGAGCAGUACAUCGACACCGUGUCGGGGCUCAGCGACAAGAAGUUCCAGAAGCCCCAGGAGCAGUACCCGCCCUUCCGGUUCGGCACGGUGCCCAACGGGAGCACGGAGAGGAACAUCCGCAGCAACUACCCGGAGAUGCACGCGCACAUGGUGAAGUACAACCAGAAGGGCGUGGAGGACGCGCUCAACAGCCUCAAAACAGGGAAGCUGGACGCCUUCAUCUAUGACGCGGCCGUGCUGAACUACAUGGCGGGGAAGGAUGAGGGCUGCAAGCUGGUGACCAUCGGCAGCGGGAAGGUCUUCGCCACCACCGGCUACGGCAUCGCGCUGCAGAAGGAAUCGCCCUGGAAACGGCCCAUCGACCUGGCGCUCCUCCAGUUCCUGGCCGACGGCGACACGCAGAAGCUGCAGACGGUGUGGCUGACGGGAAUCUGCCGGAACGAGAAGAAGGAGGUGAUGAGCUCCAAGCUGGACAUCGACAACAUGGCGGGCGUGUUCUACAUGCUGCUGGUGGCCAUGGGCCUCAGCCUGCUGGUCUUCUCCUGGGAGCACCUGCUCUACUGGAAGCUGCGCCACUCCGUGCGCAAGUCCGAGCGCCUCGACUUCCUGCUCGCCAUCAGCAGGGGCAUCUACAGCUGCUUCAGUGGGGUGGAGGAGUCGGACCGGGACGGGAGCAUGCAGUCCCCGGACAUCACCGGGAGCUACUCGCAGGCCAACAUGCUGAAGAUGCUGCAGACGGCCAAAGACCUGGUGUCCUCUACGCGCGUGGAGGACUCGCUGGACCACGCCACCCGCGCCAUCGAGAGCUGGAGUCGCCGCGGCGACGGCAUCCGCGUGGGGGCCCCGCCCCCCCGAGUGCCGGCCCUGGAGAUGGACCCGGGCCGCCUGCCCUACGUCUCCAGCGUUACCGCCAACCACUCCCCCGGCCCCCAGCGCGCCCAUCACUACGGCGACGGGCACGCCCACACCAUGCUGGAGAGGCACGGGGCCCUGGCGAGACCCACCCCCCUUCGCUACACCCUGCCCGCCCGCGGGACUCACCUCUACGACCGCACGCUGCCCGUGUCCAGCCUCAGCAGCCCCCACAUCGCCAUGAGGGACCCCCCCGCGCCCGCCGCCGCCGCCCCCCUCCAGGGGGGGGCGCUGUACAUGGAGUCGCCCCCGCUGCAGCCCGUCUCCCCCUUCACCUCGUACCGGGACGUCCCGCUGUCGGAGGUGUACAUCGAGCAGGAGGGGCCCGUGGGGCGCAGACUGUACCCCGAUGGCCCCGCCCGGAAGAAGCGGUCCCACAGCUUCCUGGUGUCGGACCCGGACCCCCGGGGGAGGCCCGAAUAUGGCGGAGCGCCCGCCUGCUUCGCCGAGCUGAGAGCCAAUCACCUGCUGGAGAACCACGCCCCCACCAGCCUGCCCGGCGUGGGCGGGACCUACCCCCGCGGGCCGGGCCCCAGGUGCGGGUCGUGCGCCCGCCCGUACGCGGACCCCGAGCUGGACGAGCUCCCCCUGCUGGGGCGGGACAGGCUGAACCGCCGCGCCUCCUUCCUGCGGGCCACCUGGGGCGGCGACCGCAUCCGGCAGCUGGACGAGCCGCCGCCGGGCGCCACGGCCCGGAGCUCCGCCCCCGGGCCGCCCGACCUGUUCCCCCGCGUGGUGGUGGCCAACCCCUCCCCAGGGAAGCUGUGCUCCAGGGCGGGGGCCGGGCUGUGCUACCCCGUCCCGACGGACCACGCCUACCCCAGCACCGGCCGGAGCGACCGGCACAGGGCCCACAGGUCGGCCCGCUCGCCCGCCGCCCGCCCCGCCGCCACCCGCCUGCCCUCGUACGGCGAGGCCAUCCUGCAGAACGCGGCGGCCCUGCGCCGGUCCUCCACGGUGGUGCACAGACAGUUCUCCACCUACCUGAACUCCUACGCCGACCUGCCCGUCUACCUGGGCCCCGCCCACUUCUACCAGCACUCGCGGGAGACCUGCGACCUGUUCCCCUGCGUGGGCACUCUCAGGGCUGUUACACUCAGACCUUCAGUCUCAAGCGUUUCCUUUAUUUCCCUCCUCUCUCCCUUUUACGGCAGGAACCUCGCCCCAGAACCAGAACCGGAACCAGAACCGGAGGCGGAGCCUGAGCGACCCCCAAACCCACCCCGGAAGAGGAACCUGUUCCUGAAACUCAUCCCGGGAGACAUCGAGGACAUCGAGGCCGAAUCCCUGGACAAACCCCAACCGGAGGAGGAGCCCGUCGCUGAGACAGAGCAUAACGAUGACAGUGCGGAGCACGACUUGUCCCCAAAGUACAGCCCUGGGAAGAAGAGGACCACCCAGUUUGAAGAGAUGAUGACCAAGGAGGAGCUGGAGGAAGAGCAGAGGGUGCAGCAGGAGCAGCUGGCUGCAAUCUUUCAGCUACUGAGGGAAAACCAGGAGACAUUCGGCGAGGUGACUGAGGGGGACGUGGAGGAGCAGCUGAAACUCUACUCCAUUUAGAGAGGGGAGCCCCCAGACAGACUGCAAGGGGGGGGGGGGGCUGACUGUCCUCCUGCCUCAGCUGUGUUCUCAUUGGGACAGCUCCCCUCUCCUUAUUUGGACUGCUCUCCAUGGCGACGAGCCAGAUGACAUAAUGGACUGAAUGUGAAAAACAGAUGUGAUCUUGUCCAGUUUAGAACAGCUCAGAUUACAUGCGGUGUGGAGUCAUUAGAGGCCCAGGUGCAAGCAGAAGAGCACAGGUUUCACGGCAAUACCUUCUACCCAAUUUCUAAUUAAAUGACGACCCUGGUGAGAGAUUUUAAUGCCCCACGCAGUAAAUUUGGUUGAGAAUCGACAACGAUUACGAGACUGCCAACAAAGUACCUCAGUGGAUCAUGGCACUCAGAGUUCUUAACGUCUUGGACUGGCAUCUUGGUAACCUGAGAAUCAACUUUCCUCAGCCUUCUAAGCCCUUGGUUCACAUAACACGGCUGUGGCAGCUAGGCAUGGUUUAUAUGGUGUACUAUUAGCUAAUUAUUCCUUUCCAUAUCAUAACUGAGGAGUGGGUGAUCAGUUUGUUUCCAUGGUGAAUUGUGCAAGAACUACAGAAACUCUGAUAUCAAACACAGACUGAAAUGCGGAAGACGGAAGACGAACGAGGAAGUAGUGUCGUUCCUUCAGUGCUUUUCGAGAGGCUCUUUAUCGUUACUUUUUCUAUUAGCAACUGAAAUGACUGUGAGCGUUGGAGGGCAAUCACCGGUGGUCCUGUGGGGCACCUGGCAGUCCACCGUAGAUACUGUGCCAUUGGCACGGUGUUACAAAACCAUUCACUUCAUUACAAACAGCAGGCAGACGCUCUUACCCAGAGCCACACGCAGCAGUGCAGAACAGCAGUGUUACUGUCAGGAACACAGAGAUGCAGUAACACGGUCUUUGUACUGUAACUGUAGAGCCAGGAGACAGAUAAGCCCUUUACAAACUGUGCUUAUGGCCUACACCCAGCUCUCUACCUCCCUGGACACACCCAUCCCAUUUAUUCCUGUCCUCCUGUCAAUCAUGCCUGUGUUCCCACAUAAAAACGGCACUGUUUACACAUGGUAAUUUAUGUAACCUGGAGGGGGUUAUCCAAAUAUGUUAAGUUCACAGAAGCCACCGUGUUUUAAUGUAUCCAUGUGGCUAUGGUGAUCUAUCAUUUCAGAAAUUAUGUCUGGUGCUCGUUCACAUGCGACACUGUGGAAUAUGGAAAUAAACUCCCUU
Anguilla anguilla (European eel) is the source of this 6360-nucleotide messenger RNA. RefSeq names its product glutamate receptor ionotropic, NMDA 2C-like. NCBI's taxonomy places the organism in Eukaryota, Metazoa, Chordata, Actinopteri, Anguilliformes, Anguillidae. Gene Ontology annotation, molecular function: NMDA glutamate receptor activity; transmitter-gated monoatomic ion channel activity involved in regulation of postsynaptic membrane potential. The record is from RefSeq and is a predicted model, not a curated record. Gene Ontology annotation, biological process: long-term synaptic potentiation; monoatomic ion transport; excitatory postsynaptic potential. Gene Ontology annotation, cellular component: postsynaptic density membrane; NMDA selective glutamate receptor complex; postsynaptic membrane.